Molecule: messenger RNA, 999 nt
Organism: Thermothelomyces thermophilus ATCC 42464
Lineage: Eukaryota; Fungi; Ascomycota; Sordariomycetes; Sordariales; Chaetomiaceae
Exons: 2
Coding region: 276-842 (188 amino acids)
Cellular component (GO): mitochondrion
Source: RefSeq, a predicted model, not a curated record
CAGAGUUGCUGCAACUGCAGCAACAAUCAGAAGAGCGGGCCAGUCUCUCGAAACAUAGCACCACCAAAAAAACACGUCCACCACGGUCCGCCGCUCGACAUCUCCCGCGAUUCCCCUCCCCCCUGCCCCUCCCCCUCCUGCUCCCCAGCGAUUGAGGGUUUGACGACCGACCGAAUUUUUGAACGAGACAAGAGACGAGAACAAAACCCGAGCCCCGAGCUCCGAGCUCCGACAUUCGAGUUUAAACGCGAAGCUCCAAGCAGUGAAUGGCCGCCAUGGCCUCAGAAGGCGGCAGCGACCAGGCGCCGCGCCUGCCCAUGCCGUCACGCAACCCACUACCGUUGUCAGCGUCUCAGGAGGCCCAGAUCCGAGAUCUAUUCUACCAGCGUGUGCGGAAGAAGUGCGCGGCCGAGAUCAAGGCCUUUGCCGACUGCGCCAUGAACCGCACCUUCACGGCCGGCUUCGCCUGCCGGGAGCCUCACCGGAUCAUGAACAGCUGCAUGAAGGCGCACGCGACGCAGGAGGAGCAGGACGCCGCGCGCGAGGAGUGGUUCGCGCGCCGGAUGGAGCGCGCCAAGGAGCGCGAGCGCCGCGCGCUCCGCAAGGCCGAGCAGGAGGCCUUCCUGCGCGAGUGGUGGGGCCUCCCGGAGAAGGACCGCGAGGCCGCCCGCAAGGAGAUGGAGAGGCUCGCACAAGCCGAGCGCGUCGGCGGGUUCCCCGCCGCCUCGAGGAGGGCGGUGGCCAACCAGCCGGCGGCGGCGGCGGCGGCGAAGAGGGAGGGUGGUGAAAAUAGCAAUAACAGUCAAAGUCAGCGGCAAGACGGGACGGGGCAAGGGAGGUGAUGAUGAUCAUGAUGAUCAUGAUGAUGACAGCUGCUGCUGAGAGGAGCUGAGGCGGGGGAAGAGAGAGAGAGAGAGUGGAGGAAAACAAGAGGGGAGACUGCGGGAGAAGCAGUACUUCCUGCCACCCUCGCACCUCUUUACAUGGUGAUGAGAAGCU